AUGAAGUAUGGCGGCCGUACGCGAGUUGGUCGAGGGUAUUCAAAGAGGUAUUUCGGACAUUAUGGUCCUCACUGGGGUUACCGCUUCAUUCAGAGCAGUUGGCUCAGCGGUGGAAAGUUCCUGUGGACAGCAGAUGCGACCUUCCGUUUGGGAGAUGGCGAGGCUAAGUACAAUUACUUCAAACUACUGGAUGGCGACACGAACGAGUUGGUGCAGGCAGACAGCCGGGACACCUACCAGCAGGACACCGAGGCGCAUGCUUGGAUCGGUGGGGAGCGAUAUGUUGCCAGCAUCACUCCGCUUGGGGAGUGGCUGCAUGACUACAAGAAGGGCGACACAAACAGCCGCAUGCAACUGCGGUACUGCAGCAUCAAACUCCAGUACGGAGAUGAGACCCUCCAAGGCUAUGCGUUGAACGAGCACGAGCUCACGACAGAGAGCGGGCACAACUGCCCGCUUGAAACGAUGCUGCGAAAGUGGUUGAAAGUGGAGGAUAUCGAGGGCGAUGUCGACGGUGUGGAUGACGCAGACCCUGAUAAUACCAUGUGCGAGUCUGGCGAUUUGGCGCUCUCCAGGAGAAUUAUCUUCUGGGCCGGCUUGAUCUAUGCGCUGAUCUGUGCUGCUCUGACCUCAUCACUGGAGGCACAAACUGCUCUGGUGUUGGAGCGCCAGCUCCACUUCUCUACACAGUCCAUCGGGCUUCUGCUUGGCAGCGCCUUCUGUGCCACGGCACCGAUCACAGUGAUGCUGAGCUGGCUGCCCACUGAGAGGUCCGCCUUUGUGGCGGUGCCCCCAAUGCUGGCCACGGUCUUCCUGUUCAAGGGCACCUGCGUGUUCUUGGGUCUUGGUGAAUUUCGACACUGGGCCAUGCUGGCAGCCGACGUGGUGCUGUUCUCCGUGGCCUUGUGUGCAAACGGGAUUGUAGAUGCCACGGCACUACAGCACGCAAGCGGGACUCGUCUCUACUGUCGGGAGAACUACGUCAUCGCCGCUGCCACUCUUCGCGCAGCGGGGAGCUUCCUGGGUCCGCCUGCUGUCCGAAUUCUUGCCUUGUCCGGAGAGGCCUGCGAAGUAGCACUGAGUCACGAAUCUCACGGCCUGUAUCCGGAGCCAGAGCAGUGCACGUGUUCUUGUGCACUCGUGUCAACUGAGAGCCCCCUUCAGGAUGCUGGUGCAGCUGCUUGA
This is a messenger RNA of Symbiodinium necroappetens, 1185 nucleotides long. The record is from the annotation of a GenBank genome assembly. Lineage: Eukaryota; Dinophyceae; Suessiales; Symbiodiniaceae.